UUUAAAGCUUCUGGAUUAAUUUGUGGUUUUAUUUUUAAACACAAAUUCCGCGAACACGUCAGUCGGGGGUCAGGCGUAUACACGGACACCUACACAGUUCCUGCGGCAUUUUCUCUUCUCCGAAUCAUCCUAUGAGACGGCGACAGGAAGCGGUGGGGAUGUGAAUAUGAGUGAAGCGCAGGAUAUGACACAACACCGGAAGUUCCCCCUACAUUCAUCGAAAUUCAUUUAUUUAUGGCUCUACACGUCUGUGAGCGUUUAUAAGGGCUUUAUGAAGGUUAAUGUUGAGGUAUAAAUCUGGUUUGCAGUGAAACUCGGCGUCCUGGUGUUUCCUGUCAGGAUGAAGCAGGAGUAUCAGGAUCUGAUCCUACAGGCCACGGCGGCGGAGCGUCUGCGUAUGGGCCGUAAGAUCCAGACUCUGUGGAGCGGUUACGGUCAGAUCGUACGUGUUCACCUGCAGGGCUGCGAGCGCUCCUCGGUCGUCGUCAAACACGUCAUGUUUCCUAAAGAGUCUCGGGACACCGAUGUCUCUCACCGCCGCAAGGUCCGGUCCUAUCAGGUGGAAACGCACUGGUACAAAAACUACAGCACCAAUGAGCACUGUCGUAUCCCACGAUGCCUUGCGGCGCAGUCGUUCGGCGAGGAGCAGCUGAUGGUGCUGGAGGAUCUGGACGCGGCCGGCUUCCCGGAGAGGAGGACGAGCGUAAGGGAUGGCGAGAUUAAAGCCUGUCUGCGCUGGCUCGGUAACUUCCACGGGCUUUUCCUUGGAGUCCCAGCGCGCGGUCUGUGGCCCGUGGGGACGUACUGGCACUUAGAGACGCGUCCUGAUGAGCUGGAGGCCAUGACGGACCUGAAGCUGAAAGCAGCCGCGCCGGAGAUCGACGCCGUCCUGAACAGCUGCCGCUUUAAAACCAUCUUACACGGAGACGCCAAACUGGCCAACUUCUGCUUCUCCAAAGACGGCUCCCGCGUGGCUGCCGUGGACUUCCAGUACGUGGGCGGCGGCUGCGGCAUGAAGGACGUCAUCUACUUCCUGGGGAGCUGCCUGGAUGAGCGCGAGUGCGAGAAAAGAGCUCCUGAUUAUCUGGACUUUUAUUUUUCCGAGCUGAAAGGUACCGUGCCGGAGAAGGAGAAGAAGAACUUCUCCGAGCUGGAGGACGAGUGGAGAGGCAUGUUCGCCUUCGCAUGGACCGAUUUUCACCGCUUCCUCCUCGGCUGGAUGCCCGGACACCACAAGGUUAACCGCUACAGCAAGCGGCUCACGCAGGAAGUGCUGAACAAACUGGCAGAGAACUCGGAUGGAGCGAAGAGCUGACUCGCAUCAGACUUUCAUCAGACUCACAUCAGACUCGCACCAGACUCUCAUCAGACUCACAUCAGACUCGCACCAGACUCACAUCAGUCUCGCAUCAGACUCACAUUAGACUCGCAUCAGACUCGCAUCAGACUCGCACCAGACUCACAUUAGUCUCGCAUCAGACUCGCACCAGUCUCGCGUCAGACACACAUCAGACUCGCAUCAGACUCGCAUCAGACUCGCACCAGACUCACAUUAGUCUCGUAUCAGUCCAUCAUCACAUCACUAAUCACACGCCGAUAUUACGCUGUGUGUUCUGAUUGGCUGAGAGUCAGGGUGAGGGGUGUGGUCUACACUGAUCUGUCAGGACGCUGUUUACUCCAAACAGUUUGUUGAUGAUAAACACGUUAUUAUAUUAUAAACACGUUAUUAUAUAAACACGUGAUUAUAUUAUAAACACGUGAUUAUAUUAUAAACACGUUAUUAAAGAGAGCGAGUGAUGGACUUUUCACCUCUCCGUCUCUCUGUGUGACUCUGUAAAGCUCCGUGAGCUCGGGGUUUUAACUGAACUCGUAUCCACACAAAGCUGAUAUUCGGAGUUUUAUUUCUCACACAGCUUUUAAAUUCCUCCGUAAUAAAGAUGUUUUUAUGUGAUUAAAGAGGAAGGUGUGUCAGUGUUUAUUCAGUAACAGCGAAAUGUCCACGUCGGACUUUAACGUAAUAACGAAACUGAAUUCAAAUAACUUCACCGGUUCACACGUCCUCACUGUGACACUGCAGGGGCUCUGUGUGUGUGUGUGUGUGUGUGUGUGUGUGUGUAACGUGAGAGUGAAACUGGAUUAAAUGUCCCGCAGUGUGAAAUAAAGCUGUUAAGAGUCUAAGCUCACCUCUAACCCAAUGUUCCACAUGGGAAAAACACAAAUCUACUACAUAAUACAGCACACACACACACACACGCAUGCAUGCAUGCACACACACACACACACACACACACACGCACACACACACACACUCACGCACGCACGCACACACACACACACUCACACACACACGCACACACACACAUACACUCACACACGCACGAACACAGAUACACACUGACGCACGCACACACACACACACACACACACUCACACACGCACGCGCACACACACAUUACUGAUGCACAGAUUGUAGAAAACUAGAGUUUUAGAGCAACACAAAAUAUUGGACUGGAUCUCACACACACCAUGACAUACAAACACUUUAUAUUAUUUUAAUUACUCUACUUCUUUUCUCAUUUAGACACUUUUUAAAUAAAAUAUUAUCUUCUGUCACUUCUAUUAUUUAUUUCAUGAUGAUGAUGAUGAUGAUGAUGAUUUUCAGGCAUGGUGUAAAGAGUGUAAUCGACACUGAACACUAACACACACCAGAAGUUUGGAUGAAAUCAGAAAUAAAGGACAUUAAAAGUUGACAGUAAAAACUACAGGACGUUGUACUCUCUAUAAAACAGGAUAAAUCUCUAAUCCUAAAGGAGUAUUUGGUUGGUCCCACUGAGAGAACCCUAAAAGUUCUAUAUAGAACCCUGUAGAACCCUACAACAGUGUUCCCUCUGCACGGGGUUUCACACAGAACUGUUUAAAGAACUGCAUAAAGCCUUCAUUUCAUCUGGCCUGUCUGUCUCUGUCUCCCUGUCUGUCUCUGUCUGUCUCCCUGUCUGUCUCUGCCUGUCUCUGUCUGUCUCUGUCUCCCUGCCUGUCUCCCUGUCUGUCUCCCUGUCUGUCUCUGUCUCCCUGCCUGUCUCUGUCUGUCUCCCUGCCUGUCUCUGCCUGUCUCUGUCUGUCUCUGUCUCCCUGCCUGUCUCCCUGCCUGUUUCUGCCUGUUUCUGUCUGUCCCUCUGUUUGUUUCUGUGUGUCUGUCUUUAUUUUUAUUUUUAUUCCUGUGAUUCUCUCCACACACACACAGAAAUAAAUCUGUGAAUAAUAUAACAUGAUCUGUGGAAAAUAUUUAUCAUGAAUCAUUUUUCUCUUCAAAAGGAAAAAUUAAACUGUCAUAAC
Ictalurus furcatus (blue catfish) is the source of this 3333-nucleotide messenger RNA. It is a transcript of the gene pkdc, whose product is annotated as protein kinase-like domain containing. Lineage: Eukaryota; Metazoa; Chordata; Actinopteri; Siluriformes; Ictaluridae. The record is from RefSeq and is a predicted model, not a curated record. The coding region runs from base 341 to 1315 and encodes 324 amino acids. The transcript has 2 exons.